AAAAUUCGUCCGAGCAUCUUAGUUGACCGCAGCUCAGCCGCCAGUCGAGACGGAACCAAGCAUGCUGCUGUCCACACAACUCACGGACCACCUCAAAGUGUACUUGACGCUUCUUCUGGAUGCGAAAGACCUGCUCUCUCUCUCGCUUGUGUGUCGCACCUGGUAUAUCUUUUGCAACGAAGAGCCAUUGUGGAUGAUUCAAGUCCUUCGCAAGCACCAAGGGAACUUUACGUACCAUUCGUUUGCGUGGAAGCAUGUGUACUUUCGGCCACGGCCAUUGUCGCCGUCCGAUACGUCACCGCCGCCUCCUCCUCGACCGUCCAUUUCAAUGCCGACAAAUGCAUUCACAUCAGAUUUUCUCUAUCGGCGCUAUUGCCGCUGCCACAUGAACGUAUCCACAUUUACGCCGCCUUGCAUCGACUCCCGCAUUCCUCGCGUGGCCAUCGCGGGCGUCACCCCCACGACGUUCUUUCGUGAAUUCGCUCGUCGUCCUGUGCUUCUUACCGACGCGAUGGCAUCUUGGCCCUCGUUCACCCCAGGUUUUUGCGCAUAUACACCGCCGCAACCUUGGAGCGUUCAAACUCUGUAGGGUCCCCAAACCAGUGGACAAUGGAGAAGUUGGUGGCUCGUUUCGGCGACAUCUUGUGCCGUGUGACCCACAACCUAGACGUGAAGGCCGCCGUUCGCAUGACGCUGUCCGACUUUGCCGCGUACGCCGCCGCCCAGCAUGACGACUCGCCACUGUACAUCUUUGAUCCGCACUUUGGCGCGUCGAUGCCAUCCCUUCUCAGCGACUACGUUAUCCCAAACGUGUUCAACGAAGAUUUGCUUGCGGUUCUUCCGCUUGAAAUGCGUCCAGACUUUCGAUGGCUUGUCGUUGGUCCCGCCCGUUCGGGCGCUUCAUGGCAUGUCGAUCCUGCCAAGACUUCUGCAUGGAACGCGCUACUUGUCGGGCGGAAGCGGUGGGCACUGUACCCACCUGGACGUUGCCCACCAGGGGUGACCCUUCUGGAUGAAGACACGGCAUCCCCAGCCACGUCGUCCCUCGAUUGGUUUUUGCACGUGUACCCGACGUUGUCCGACGCCGACCGCCCGUUCGAGGUUGUCCAAGAGCCUGGCGAUGUCAUUUCGGUGCCAAGUGGGUGGUGGCACGUCGUGCUCAACUUGGAAUUUACCAUUGCUGUGACUCAAAACGUUGUUGAUUCGCACAACGUGACCUGCUUUGCGCACGACUUGAUCGCGGAUGGCAACGUCGAGCGGUUGACGCACAUCCGUUCGCUUGUGGCCCCAACCCACCCGUCCCUCGGCCAUUUGCUAUCUCUCCACACUAUGCCGGUGGACGAAGGGUACUUGAACGAGCCGGCCAUGGUCCAACAUGCGUUUUCCGAAACGACGACGUGGCAGCCACGCAUCCGCAGUGUCUUUGCCGAUACCCCCAACUUGGUGAACGCGAUAGAAGCCCACCUGACGCGCCACCCGUGGACGCGACCGAUUCAGGCGCUUACGUCCCGAGUGAACCCAACGUUUAGCGUCCAUGAUCUGUUUGUGGUCAAAUGGUUCAGCCCACUCAACCGGCUCUGGGGCGAAUGCCAUGAAGCGCAUGUGCUGACCUUGGAUUUUCCCAAACUCCAGAGCUCGUCCACGCCAGGACAAGGGCCUCAAGACAGCCCCAACCCAAGCGCUUUGUCGCGACUGCUCGAAGCUGCCUUUGACAUGGAGCAGCUCGUGUACACGUUAAUGCGUGAAAUCGCGACGUCGUUGGCGCCGUCCAUGGUCGCAUCGGGAUACCUACCAGACCGACCGAAAAAUGCCAUUUGGAAAUGGCCAUAUGUGGUCACAACGUACGAUCCAGCUGCCACUUCGCUGGCUCACGCUGUCAAGACCCACGGAGGCUUGCUACGGUCGAGCUGGUUCGGGCUGGUUGAAUGGCUUGGACAAGACUGGUUUCCGAUGUUUCACGGGUUGCAGGUGCCAUCUCGUCCUGGUGUGCUUGGCACCGAUAUUGCGAGCAUCCAGUGGUACAUUCAGUAUCUCCAACGGCUUCGCGACGGCUGCUUUGCAGUGCAUGCCUCAAACCAAGUCAUUCCAGCGCGCCUGCUCUGCCAACUCGACUCGUAUCUCCCGCGCAACGCAGCGACCCUCGUGACCGCCGCUACGCCCGUCGUCUUGCUACACCAAGACUUGACGGACGAAAACAUAUUGGGUCAUGUGAGGAACGCAUCGAGUCCAUUGGUGGCUGCGCUGUCCACCCUUCCUCCGCUGGAUCGAACGGCGCUGGAAGCGUACUGCUCCACUCAUGGCAUUCAGUCUGUCGACGACCUCAUCGACGUCGAGCCGUGGGAAGACGAAACGGGCACGUCCGACGCAACGCGAUGGAAGCUUUUCAAACAAUUCCACGUCGAGUCUGCCCUUGCCACGUCAUUUGUCCUCGCGCCCGAUCCAAAUCAAGACAGCGAAGAUGGCGACGACGACCGAGUGAAUUUGGACGGCGAUGUGCAGUGGACGCCUUGCCUCGUGAUCGAUUUCGCCGACACCAAGACGGGCGACCCGUUAUGGGAUCUCAUUCCAGUUGUGUUUUCGAUGCUGCACGGCGACAUUUCGUUGUGCCGCGCGUUGUUGCAGUCGCCGUACUGGACCAGCGUCAUCGCGACCCACUCGAACAAGUCGUCGUUGUGCCACGUCUUGAUGCACCUGACCCUACUCCAUCCCAGUCAGUCCAUUCCCGCGCUCUUCCACCACUUCCCAGGCGCUCGCACACUGGCAACGUGGGAGGACGUUGCUCUCCACGUAUUUGGCCCCAUGGUCGACGGAUUGUCGAGCAACUGUGCUCCUCUCAACAAUUUCCACGACGAGGCAGUCGCAACCAAGCGCACAGUGUCCGCUGCGCCGUGAGCGAGCGAGCAUAUCUCAAUGCGUGACGAUUCCAACGCGGCUCUGUAGUGUGGCGCAUGUUAAAAACAAUCUGUCGAGCACUACAACUUCGCUGAACGAGUUGCCUCCAACGUGUUUGUGGACGUCGUGUGGAAAUCGAACGAGUGACUCGAGUCGAUCGCGCUGCUGUGGUCGUGAAAGCGCUUGACGGUCUACUUCGGCUGUCUUUUCU
Messenger RNA from Aphanomyces invadans, 3103 nucleotides. RefSeq lists its product as hypothetical. Bases 610 to 2892 code for a protein of 760 amino acids. The transcript is spliced from 13 exons. Lineage: Eukaryota; Oomycota; Saprolegniomycetes; Saprolegniales; Verrucalvaceae. The record is from RefSeq and is a predicted model, not a curated record. Gene Ontology annotation, molecular function: protein binding. Gene Ontology annotation, cellular component: cytoplasm.